AUGCCUCUCCAGGCUGGAUAUGCAGAGAUUAACGUGACCCAAAAAAAAAGGAUGGAUCUAAUUAUCUGUGUUUGGGGGCUGCUGGCGCUGUUCGUGGAGGGCAUCCGUUGCCAAGGAGUGUAUGCGCCUCCGACUGUUCGCAUUAUACACUCAGGGCACGCCUGUAAUGUGGAGGAGGAGCGGCACACCGAGAGAGUCUACACCAUCCGAGAGGGAGAGACCCUGGAGCUCACCUGUUUGGUUACGGGGCAUCCGCGGCCACAUAUCCGAUGGACCAAGACAGCCGGCAGUGUGUCGGACCGCUUCCAGGACUCCAGUGUGUUCAAUGAAACGUUGCACAUUGCAAAGAUCCUGAGGACCCAGGGAGGUCGCUACUACUGCAAGGCAGAGAACGGCCUCGGCUCGCCCGCCAUCAAGUCCAUCAGGGUGGAUGUCUACUACCUAGACGACCCGGUGGUGACCGUGCAUCAGAGCAUAGGCGAGGCCAAGGAACAGUUCUACUACGAGAGGACCGUGUUCCUCCGCUGCGUGGCCAAUUCCAACCCGCCCGUCCGCUACAGCUGGCACCGCGGGAGGGAGGUUCUGACGCAGGGCUCAGACAAGGGCGUGGAGAUCUACGAGCCAUUUUUCACACAGGGGGAAACGAAGAUUCUCAAGCUGAAGAACCUGCGGCCUCAGGACUACGCAAACUACAGCUGCGUCGCCUCCGUGAGGAAUGUGUGUGGGAUCCCCGACCGCAGUGUCAUCUUCAGACUCACCAAUAAGACAGCCUCCCCAUCCAUCAAGCUGCUGGUGGAGGAUCCCAUCGUGGUCAAUCCUGGCCAGACGGUAUCGCUGGUGUGCAUCACCACAGGUGGGGAGCCUCCCCCCCUACUCAACUGGCUCAGCAGUAAUGACGUCCUGCCGCUGAGAAGCGUGGUGAAGGGGGGUACGCUCACGCUGCCCGCCAUCUCCUCAGAUGAGGCGGGGGUGUACAGCUGUGUGGCCACUAACAAUGUGGGAAACCCGGCGAAGAAGUCCACCACCAUUGUUGUGCGAGCUUUGAAAAAGGGACGAUUCUGGAUCACUCCUGACCCCUACCACAACGACGACAACAUCCAGAUUGGACGUGAAGUCAAGAUAUCUUGUCAGGUGGAGGCGACCCCACCAGAGGAGCUGACGUUUAGCUGGCUGAAGAACGGGCGUGGGCUGCGGAGCUCGGAGCGUAUGGUCAUCACCCAGACGGACCCUGACAUCUCCCCAGGGACCACCAACCUGGACAUCAUAGACCUCAAGUUCACCGACUUCGGCACGUACACCUGCGUGGCCGCCCUGAAGGGAGGAGGCAUCCCCGAGAUCAGCAUCGACGUCAACAUCUCAUCCACGACUGUCCCUCCUCUGUUUUUCUCUUUCUUAGUUCCCCCCAACCUGACAGUCCCUCGGGGCAAGUCCCCCCUGGUGGCCCGCGAGGGUGACACAGUGGAGCUGGAGUGCCUUGUUUCAGGAAAGCCCAAGCCCAUCAUCCUGUGGUCGCGAGCCGAUAAGGAGGCGCCGAUGCCGGACGGCAACAUGCAGAUGGAGAGCUACGAUGGCGUGCUGCGUAUUGUUAAUGUCUCCAGGGAGAUGACGGGCUCGUACCGCUGCCAGACCAGCCAGUACAAUGGCUUCAACGUGAAGCCCAGAGAGGCCGAGGUGGAGCUGAUUGUACAAUACCCGCCGACAGUGGAACCGGUUUACACCGAGAUGCGCCAGGGCCUCGGGAGACCUGUGGUGAUGACCUGCAGGGUGCUGCGAGCCCACCCCUCCCGUGUGCUGAGAUUCGAGUGGCUUCUAUCAAACCGGCUGCUCCACGCCGGAGCCUUCGACGCCCAAAAGGAUGAGACGGAGUACACGAUCCGCAGCCUCAACCGCGACGGCUGGGGGGAGUACACCUGUAAUGUCAUCAACGAGGCCGGUGCAGGCAAAUGCACAUUCCAGGUCACAGGAAAGGCCUUCGCCCCUGAGUUCUACUAUGACACCUACAGCCCUCUGUGGCAGAACAGGCCCAGAAUCUACGGCUUCAAGCUUCAGUGGACCCAGAUGAACCCCAACGCUGUGGACCGCAUUGUUGCCUACAGACUUGGCAUCAAACAGAUGGGGUUGCAGCGCUGGUGGGAGCAUGAGAUCCCUGUGGAUGGAGCAAUCAACAAAGGGGAGCUCAUGACGCACAACCUGACUGAGCUGAUAAAGCCUGAGUCCUUUGAAGUGCGCCUCUGCCCCAUCACACGGUUCGGAGAGGGUGAUUCCACCAUCCGUAUCAUCACCUACAGUGCUCCCGUCAACCCUCAUCUGAGAGAGUUCCACUGCAGCUUUGAGGAGGAGCCCAUCUGCAUGUUCACCCAGGACAAGAACGACGAUUUCGAUUGGACACGGCACAGCGCCGCCACCCGGGACACCAAGUACACACCCAACACCGGGCCUAGUGGUGAUCGCAGUGAUUCCAAGCAGGGUUUCUACAUGUACAUUGAGACGUCGAGGCCGCGGAAGGAAGGGGAGCAGGCGCGGCUCGUAAGCCCGUUCUUCAACGUAGCUCCUAAAAACCCCUACGGUAUCACCAACCCCCCGGCCUACUGCUUCAGCUUCUUCUACCACAUGUAUGGAAAACACAUAGGAACCCUGAACGCCUUCCUAAAGCAGAAGGGUCAAACGACCUCCGAGGGUCCCGUGUGGUUGCUGACUGGUAACCAAGGUGACCGUUGGAACCAGGCCAAAGUGAGCAUCCACCCGACAGCGUCAUUCCAGGUGGUCCUGGAAGGUGUCCGGGGACCGGGUAUCGAAGGAGACAUCGCCAUCGACGACGUCACGCUGGAGGAAGGGGAGUGUCGAGACCCCCCGCCCAAUCUCAGCGCUGAGGCUCCGUCAACACCCUCUCAUAUAUGGCUGCUAUGCAUCACCCUGGUGAUGACCCUCCUCGAAUGUCAGAGGUGA
Limanda limanda (common dab) is the source of this 2946-nucleotide messenger RNA. RefSeq names its product MAM domain-containing glycosylphosphatidylinositol anchor protein 2-like. Lineage: Eukaryota; Metazoa; Chordata; Actinopteri; Pleuronectiformes; Pleuronectidae. Gene Ontology annotation, cellular component: membrane; neuron projection. The record is from RefSeq and is a predicted model, not a curated record.